CAGCGCAUCCAAUCCAGGCCGAGUAGAUUCGGCACCACUCGUGCGUUGGCAGCCAUUGCGUCUGGCUGCUUCAUCGUCACAGUUCUGAGUUCUUUCUUGCACAGGAGCAAGUUUACCUCCACGGCGAGCAGACCACCAGCAGAACCCCGCAGCCACCAUGAACGGUAAAGCGGCUUCGACAAGCAAACUGACCCGCAGCAGUGCAACCAACAGAGACGCCAAACCUUGUGCCCGUCGCAUGGAACGCAAGCUAUCUCUACAGGCACUCAGCACAACGAGCUGCUACAGAAUUUUUCAAGACAGCCGCAGUACUGACCACCUGCAUGUGGACAGGCAUGCCAAAUGCAGGGCCGCUCCGAUGCCCCCAGGAGUUGAAGGGUGGAAUGACAGCACCAAGAUAACACCGAGCGAUCGCAAGUCCUGGGAUUGGCUGACAACUAAGAAAGGCGCGUCCACGAAGUCGACUAAAAAGGCCGAACAAAACGGUGUCCCCCAAGAGAAGACAAGGGAAACGCAUACGAGAACGACCUCGGGGCCAAGUACAACAUCCAGGCAGCUGACAGUCAAACUACCGGAUUUCUCGUUUCUAUUCAAGAUCCCCUGCUUUUCGCCGAACUGUUCUGACCCGGAAAAUCAUUUCCCAGUUUGGCCUCGGACAGCGAAAUCCAAUGACUAGCUUCGAGCUAGUUUUUUUUUUUCAUUUUUUUUUUCAAAUCGCGGUUACUUAAGCCACUAGCCGUCUUCUUUUCCAGCUUCACUAUAAAUCUGACUACGCACCCUGGAGACCUUAUACGUGUCUGGUUACCCAUUGGUGCUUUUCUGAGGCGUCGGCAUGUUUUAUCUUAACGCAUGUUUAGUGUCGGUGCAACAUGAGAUCGAUCGUGCGUUGAAACACUUGGGUCUUUAUUCAAGGCGUAAUACGCUGUCCUAUUAUCCUCGUGAACGCACGCAUGUUUUAAAAAAAAUUAGUUACUAGCACAAAGGACUAGCAAAAAAAUGUGAUAUAUUAAGUAACUUCUUACUUUAUACGUUUUUUAGACAAACUGCGUAGGACUUAAUUUGUGAUGUAAUAUAGAAACCAUGCAGCUAGUAAAUAUGAGUGCUUCCAAAAAUUUUCGUCCUACAAGGAACGCUAUUUAUCUUUGACGUUCGCGCAUUGAUUUUAGAUUACCCCGAUAAGCCUGCAGAAACGAAUGGCCGUUUGAAAGCUUUAGAGCUGAUUUUACUUUAUGACGUCAAAUUUUACAUUUUUCUUUUUUUUUUCGUUUGUGUAUGUGUUCGCGGACUUGGUGCAGCGUGUGAUAGUCGGUAAAGUUUGUUUGGUAACUUUUCAGAAUGCAAUGUUUCAGCGGUAUGCAUGCAUUGCGCAAUAUGUAGUGUUUACAACACACUGGAUGGCGUGCACGGCUAUACUAUGCAUAAUAAACACACCUACUUGUCGAGUGAUUUUAAAGAUAGUGCUAAAGAGCUUGUUUCACAGAAAUUUCGGCGGUGGCGUCGUUGGUUGUAAGCGGAAAGUCAUCUUGUGCGUGACCGAAAAAUUGAAAUAUGCAAACGAAACAAAUAAAAAAUUCUGGGUCUGAGUGAGGUUCGAACACGGAUCGUUUACGUGGCGAGCGUGUGUUGUACCCCAAAGCCGCGUACGCUUGGAAACGGUGAAUAUAUUUUUUCUCUGCUUUGAAAUGCAGUGAAAGUGACUUGCAUGCUUUACAAAAACACUCGUCCUGUAUAUACAUGCUUGAAAGUGCAACGUGUAUUAUCACUAAUAAUGCGUGGUAUAUACAAGCGUACAGCCAUCAGCACCGACGCGUGGACUCUGCUCGCUGGGGCCGAGGUCAGCGCCGCGAAGCGUUGAAAAUGGCAUCUUUGCUGCAGUUGACGAUAGGUGGAGCGAGUGUUGGUUUCACUAGCAAGUUGUUUCCAGUCUGCCUGACCGGUGGGUCGAAUGCACUCACUUGGUAUCCUGUUUUGGCCACGUUUGAAUACGCAGCUGUUGCUCAAAUGAAGGUAAAUGAAUAAAAAUCGGAGCAAACGCAUAUUCAUGGCGUUUGCAAAGGUUGCG
Molecule: messenger RNA, 2062 nt
Organism: Rhipicephalus microplus (southern cattle tick)
Lineage: Eukaryota; Metazoa; Arthropoda; Arachnida; Ixodida; Ixodidae
Source: RefSeq, a predicted model, not a curated record